ACAAUGGGGCCAUCUGCACCCACCGGCUCUGGCUGGACCUGCAGCGUAGGGAAACCUGGAAAUCGGAUCAGCCGAGAUCUUUUGUGUCCUCCAUCGUCUCUUUCAUUCCGAGUUCCUUUAAUUUUCCCCUGUCUUUGAGAGAGAAGAGCACAGAAACAAAGAUCUUUGCACUGAAGAAGCCACCCGCCAGUUUUUUUAAUUAAUGGUGGUGGAGGCUCGCUGGGCACCAGUCCUCUGACUCUGAGAGCCAACAGCGGUACCUAUCCUAUAUAUGGAGGCCCUCAAUGCUGCUGGGCUGACCCCAAUCUCCGUUCUCUCUGACGGGAAACGAGACCCCAGAAAGUCCCUCGUUUCACUUUCUCUUCUUCCCCCGAAUUCCCCCCUCAAACUCCAGAACACUGCCUCUUUUGCUGCCAUUCCUUCGGCCUCAACAGCGUGUCUAAAUAUCAAUAGAAGCUUCCAUGGGGGUCUCCUCCUCCUCCUCUCCUCUCUACUCGGCCCCCCUUCUUUCGCCCAGGCUCUGACGUACGAAGAAGCUCUGCAACAGGCUGUGACCUCUCCUGCACCGGAAGGGUCCUUGGAGCUGGACGCUAGUGGUGCUCUCGAUAGUGUCGUCGCCUUCGUGACUGAGAACCCUCUGCUGAUAGCCGGCGGUGCUGCAGUUUUGCUACUCCCGUUGGUCCUGUCUCGAGUCCUGCAGAAGCCAAAGCCUUGGGGCACCGAGUCUGCAAAGAGCGCUUAUGCGAAACUCGGGGAUGAUUUGAACGCUCAGCUGCUUGACAUCAGACCCCCGGUGGAGUUCAGGCAAGUCGGUAGUCCUGACAUCAGAGGAUUGGGAAAGAAACCGGUUCCAGUCGUCUACCGGGGGGGGGACAAGCCCGGUUUCUUGAAGAAACUUUCCUUGAAAUUCAAAGAGCCAGAGAAUACCACAUUGUUCAUCCUAGACAAAUUUGAUGGGAACUCCGAACUUGUAGCAGAGCUGGUCACCGUGAAUGGAUUCAAAGCUGCUUAUGCCAUAAAAGAUGGAGCAGAGGGGCCACGCGGAUGGAUGAAUAGUGGCCUUCCAUGGAUUCCCCCUAAGAAAGCAUUAUCUCUUGAUUUUAGCAAUCUGACCGAGGCUAUUGGUGGCGUAGUUGGAGAUGGAACUGAAGGCUUGCCAGUUGCCCUUGGGAUUGCAGCAGCUACGGGAUUAGGUCUGUUGGCUUUCUCCGAGGUAGAAACAAUCCUCCAACUUUUAGGUUCAGCUGCGCUGGUUCAAUUUUUUAGCAAGAAGCUCCUAUUUGCCGAGGACCGAAAGGCGACGCUGCAGCAAGUCGAUGAGUUCUUGAACACUAAGGUUGCUCCGGAAGAGCUGGUGGAUGAAAUAAAGCAAAUUGGGAAGGCUCUUCUUCCUUCGACAGUUACAAGCAAGGCUCUUCCUGCAGCCACGGGAACGAGUGCAGAGCCUGUCUCCACUGAGAACACCGCACAGAAGGCAGAAGCCACUCCUGAGCCAAAAGCCGAAGUACCUCCUGAGCCUGCUGUUGACAUAAACUCAGUACCCAAGCCUGAGGUUAAAGCAGAGUCAUUCCCAGGAUUUUCGAGACCUCUCUCCCCUUACCCAUAUUAUCCGGACUUGAAGCCUCCAGCAUCUCCCACUCCAUCACAGCCUAGAGGUGCAUUUUGAAGGACUGGAGUCUUUAGGGAGAGAAUUUCUCAACUAUCGGAUGGAGUCCUUCGACAUUGUGUCUGAUUCUUCGCCAUAGUUGCACUUACGGCACCUUAAGCUGAGAGUCACCACUUUGCCAGGAAGUUCAUGUAGUCGCAAUUGAGUUAAGACCGGUCCGUUUGUUUGCAAUCCGUCUGUCUAGUACACUAUUUUUCAUCUCAUCUCAUUUUGUAAUGGUUGGAUAUGGCUCGUAUUAUAUAUAUAUAUAUAUAUAUAUAUAUAUAUAUGUAUGUAGGCGUUCUCUCUGCAAGUUGUGCUCGAAUUUUUACAGUGUGUUUGGAUUGAGAGUUGAGUUGAGUUGAGUUGAGUUUUGAUUUUAA
Molecule: messenger RNA, 2028 nt
Organism: Punica granatum (pomegranate)
Lineage: Eukaryota; Viridiplantae; Streptophyta; Magnoliopsida; Myrtales; Lythraceae
Source: RefSeq, a predicted model, not a curated record